Molecule: messenger RNA, 1299 nt
Organism: Penicillium cosmopolitanum
Lineage: Eukaryota; Fungi; Ascomycota; Eurotiomycetes; Eurotiales; Aspergillaceae
Exons: 1
Coding region: 1-1299 (432 amino acids)
Source: RefSeq, a predicted model, not a curated record
AUGGCUGAGGAACAUGAGCCUCUAAUGCAAGCUUUACUUGCUCUCUCCGCUUGCAAUAUGAGCCGAUCUCUACCAGAAGGAACGGAACGGGGAACUGGAGCAUCACAUUCACACAUUACAUACCGCCCAAGGCGUGACUACCUCUUGUCAAGCCAACAUUACUACGGUUCUGCAGUCAAGCAAAUCGCAAGGACUAUUACUAAGGGUACAUCCAGCGAUCAAUCACACACUUUGAUGGCGAUGGUUCUAUGCUGUCUUUUUGAGUCUGCGAUGGGAAACUUUAAGGGUUUUGCUUGCCAUGCCCAAGGCGUUGACACAUUCAUACACACACAUCUCACGCCAAUAUCGUCGGAUCCAAUAGGUCGUGAAUUGACUGAAGCAUGGGUUCUUGCCAAGUACCACACUUGGUGGCUCAGAAUUAAUUUCAGCUCGUUCUCCUUUCAACUCAGUCAAGGCUCGCUUUGUCUAUCUCCGAAUAUCUUGAGCAUGCUUCGCUCAAUCAAUGCACGGAGAGCUAUACUCAAGUCGAUUUUGUGCGAAUCAUAUCGUCUCAAUAACAUAGCUCUUCUACAGUUGGGGCCUAGUGGCAUAAAGAACUCAGAGGUCACCUUUGACGAGUGUCUUGCAUCUUUGCAAACUGAAUCCAAGAGGCUAGACGAAUGGCACUCCACAAUUCCGCAGUCGGAACUCCCCAUCGAAUCAUUCUCGGGGUUUGUGGACUUUGAAAAAGAACAGUAUCAUCCACUUGUGUUCAAAUCGCAUUACUUUGCAAUGAACUACGCCUACUAUGUUUGUUCCCGAAUCAUGCAAUGUACUGCGCUGCUUCGGGAACUACAGUCUACGCGCAAUCAAUCAUUUGACCCUGGCAGGAAAGAGGUUAACUACUGGAUGACUAUCCUGGCUCGUAUUACAUCUGGACUUGACAAGCAAGAUUGCUUCAGGAACAAUGUUUACUCGAUCGGAAUUUCAAGUCUCCUUACUGCUUGUCUUCUUCGAUGUCACAAUAUAACGAUCGGGAGAUGGAUCGAGAACUUGCUGUAUGAAUGGACGACAUCACACAUCUUGGAAGAGGGAAGCUUUCCAGUUGCUCAGGCACUGCAGGCUGUUCGACUGAUCAAUGAAGAGAAGGCGGCCGAUAGUGACAUUUACGCAAUUGCGUUGCCCGAAGAUGAUGGUGGUGGUACCGGAAAGUUCAUGUCGUAUCAUAGCCAGCAUUUUGACGAAAUUGUCAUCACAGGUAGAAGAGGGAUGUCAGGCCGCUUAUAUUCUGAAUUGGUUCCAAUCAAUAUCGAGGGUUAA